AUGAGUGGUAAUCCAAAAGACUCCAUGAAGUCCACCUGGCGGCAGCAAGCCCGCUCAGAGUGGACUCUCUUCCACUGGUUCUACGAACUACUAGGAAUCCACCCAGAACACCUCGACAAGAACGUCCCCACUCAUCUAAAGGAAGAUGCCGUGCCCUACGUGCCAGACUGGUCCAUGCACCGCUGGGUGCUCACGCACGCCGCCAUCCCCCUCCUAAUGCACCACGCCUACGUCGAGUACACCGGCCACAACCUCAGCGCUUGGGGCGCUUUCUUCCUAUACGGACUGGCCUUCAAAGCCAUCGCCAUCCACGAACUCCACGUCCUCCGACGACUGGGCCACCAGCACGGUUUCCUAGACGGCGACAAGCACGCCCGCGAUGGCGUUCCAGACGUCGGCGUCGCAAAGGUCGUCCGCUCGCUCGUCUCGACAUCGACCUUCCGACCAAUGUUCACAGUCUUCAUCGCCUACCACGCCACGCUCGCGCCCUCAACCAUGAGCUUCGCCUGGCUGCCCCUCGAAGUAGGGCUGUACGGGAUCAUCCUCGACUUCUGGUUCUACUGGUACCACCGGGUGAUGCACGAUGUCGGCGCGUUGUGGAAAUACCACCGCACCCACCACCUCACUAAGCACCCGAACCCGCUGUUGACGCUAUACGCGGACACCGAGCAGGAGUUCUUCGACAUCCUCGGUAUUCCACUUAUGACUUAUUUCAGUAUGCGGUUUAUGGGGAUGCCGAUGGGGUUCUAUGAAUGGUGGGUUUGCCAUCAGUAUGUUGUUUUUGCGGAGUUGGCGGGUCAUAGUGGGCUGCGGGUGCAUGCUACGCCGCCGUCGACGUUGAGUUUUGCUUUGCGUUGGUUUGAUGCGGAGCUUGUUAUUGAGGAUCAUGAUUUGCAUCAUCGUAAGGGUUGGAGGAAGAGUUAUAACUAUGGGAAGCAGACGAGGCUUUGGGAUCGGAUUUUUGGUACUUGCACUGAUCGCAUUGAGUCUGUCGAGCAUAAUGUCGAUUAUGCCAAUUCGUCGCCUAUGCCGUUAUACUGA
Messenger RNA from Penicillium egyptiacum, 1041 nucleotides. Lineage: Eukaryota; Fungi; Ascomycota; Eurotiomycetes; Eurotiales; Aspergillaceae. The record is from the annotation of a GenBank genome assembly.